AUGGGAUUAGAGCUAAGCAAACAGAACUUUAUAUGGGUGUUGAGAGACGCAGAUGAAGUUGAUAAUUCUGGAAAAUCUAAAAAACUUAAGUUGCCAGAAGGGUUUGAGGAAAGAGCAAAAGGGGUGGGCUUAGUAGUUCGAGAAUGGGCACCACAACCCGAAAUCUUGGCUCAUCCCUCCACGGGCAGGUUUUUGAGUCAUUGUGGUUGGAAUUCGUGCAUAGAGAGCAUAACUUUGAUAGUCCCAAUAGCUACUUGGCCUAUGCACUAUGACCAACCAAAAAAUGGUUUCUUGGUGACAGAAAUAUUGAAAAUAGGCCUGGCUGUUAGGGAGUGGGAGAAACGCGACGAGCUUAUCACUGCGUCCGCUAUUGAGAAUGUUGUGAGGAAGUUAAUGACAUCAGAAGAAGGUGAUGUGAUUAGGAACAAAGCAAAGGAACUGGGAGAAGCUGUAAGACAAUCUACACAGAAAGGAGGUGCUGCUCGCAUGGAAUUGGAGUCUUUCAUUGCGCAUAUCACAAGAUAG
This is a messenger RNA of Nicotiana tabacum (common tobacco), 525 nucleotides long. The record is from RefSeq and is a predicted model, not a curated record. Lineage: Eukaryota; Viridiplantae; Streptophyta; Magnoliopsida; Solanales; Solanaceae.